UUUCGGUGGCUUGUUCACCACUUGAUCUGGGUGACGAAUCCACGGGUACUUUAUAUGUCAUACGGCUGUCACAUUAUCACUGUUUAUCCCUUGUGUGUACGUCUGAUAGUCUACGCUUCUUUUCAAACUUGCCAUCAUGCAACUCUCACACUCCUUACUGGUUUCCUUCCUUGCUUUCGCUGACCUCGUUGUGUCUGCACCGAGUAGCUUCAGUCUAUAUGCCUAUGGCAAUGAACUUGUUGCUGGCAUGAGACUGUUCUAUGCUGAUGGCUACGCAUACGUCGGUGACAGCGCUCCCUCGUUCGCUUCUCAAGCCACUAACGUGACCUUUUCUCUCACGGAUGAUUCGAGAUUCGUAGCAUAUCCGAUCGACAACGUAACGUGGACCUCGAAUCCCUCCAUGUGCAUCGGCGCGGGGGAAGGUGAUCUCAAGACAGUGGGAUUUGCCUCGAACUACAAAAACGUCUCAGACGGCGUCAUUGUCACGGGUUUUGGCUUGUUCGGAGGAUACGCGUACAAUAGUAAAGCUGGGUCCAUCGAGAUGUAUUUUGUCGCAUCGCCAACAAACGAGACCGGCAUAUAUCAGAUCAAAUGGGAUGCAUCGCUGUCUGAGACCAGUGAAAGCAUUAUGCCGAUCUCACUGCGAACUGCAGCGCCUGCGACUCCAUCAGGCUGAACGUACCCGCUGCCCAAUGAGCUCAUUGCUAGUCCUUUUCGCGAUGAAUUGUGUCAAUG
Messenger RNA from Macroventuria anomochaeta, 735 nucleotides. RefSeq lists its product as uncharacterized. The record is from RefSeq and is a predicted model, not a curated record. The coding region runs from base 137 to 676 and encodes 179 amino acids. The transcript has 4 exons. Lineage: Eukaryota; Fungi; Ascomycota; Dothideomycetes; Pleosporales; Didymellaceae.